Molecule: messenger RNA, 8147 nt
Organism: Acanthochromis polyacanthus (spiny chromis)
Lineage: Eukaryota; Metazoa; Chordata; Actinopteri; Pomacentridae
Gene: gramd1bb
Product: GRAM domain containing 1Bb
Exons: 24
Coding region: 1264-4059 (931 amino acids)
Biological process (GO): intracellular sterol transport
Cellular component (GO): plasma membrane; endoplasmic reticulum-plasma membrane contact site; endoplasmic reticulum membrane
Molecular function (GO): sterol binding; sterol transfer activity
Source: RefSeq, a predicted model, not a curated record
AGCGAGUGCACAAGUGGAGCAGGAUCAGGAGAGAAGGAGAGCAGAGAAGGAGACAGAAAGAAACACACAGAGAGAGGGGUUUUUUGUGCAGUGCAGGAGCAAGUCGCUAUUUCCCAAGAAAAGGGAGGCGCAAUCUUCCAUCUUCUCAUGGGGGAUUUAAACUGCUCCAGAUUGGCUUCAGUGUGACAGAGGAUUCCCCGGCUUGUGGAGUACGGCUCUCUUCUCUAAUGUAACACGGGACUUUGUUGUGAAGCGAGAGAGGCGCACAGGAAGGAGGGAGAGGGACACUUGCUCCUACUUCCUUUGUACCCAACCUGCUUGACAGAUGGCACUGGCAGAAUGAUCUUUGACUCUCACCCAGGGACCAGUGCUCGCUUGACUCACUGAGAUUGUGUGCUUGUGGCUGCUUAACUUGGUCGUCAUCACCCUCAGCCUUGCCUGUACCUUGCAGCCCUAUCACCUCCCUCUAACCUAUAGGCAUUAACCACGUGGAGACAGCGACACACUGGGGUACAAGACAGACCUCAGCCUCCCAGCACAGGCACAAGCCAGACCAACAGUGUCUUCAUCUGCUGCAGCACCGGCAAAAUGAGCACAAAGUGAGAACAAACAACCCCCUAGCCUUAUUCACAACAUGAGCAUCAAUAUUCAAGGGCUGACAGCUGGUGCCUUCCCCCUUAGCAUUAGCAACAGCUAAGGUAACAGAUCUGGAAACUCGGACAGUAGCACAGCCAAUGUGUAAGUGAGUGUGUGUGUGUAACUUGGCCCGCCAGUCCCUGCGGGAGGACCAGCAAAGGAGUUGUGUUACACUCCCUGACAGGCCUUAUACAUGUUUCAUCUGCUGCUCUCAGAACAGAAGCCCCCUUUGUUAUCUAAUCUAGCCCUCUUCUGCCCAGUCUAAGAGACUGACUUUACUGCCACAAGACUGCUCUUCACAGUCUGUCAGCCAGCCACUGAACUGAUACAUAUCCACCAGCAGCUGAGGAGCAGCAGAAGGACUUCGUCAGGCCUAAGAUAGCUGCUAUCAGGACCUUUCAGGCAGUCUUAUAAUCCAUUGUCUGGCACACAGAGAGGACUUUAAAAUAAAGAAGAAGACCUGAAGGGGUUGUGUGAGGUCCAGCAUUGAUUGUCUAGGAUCUAAUUUGUGCCUGUUCCAAACUUUCCUGCAGCAGAAUAACCUUAAAGCUGCAAAACUGCAAUUCUUGCAACAACAGUUCUCACAAAAGAAGAGCUUCAGGCAUUGUGUUCACACAGAGAGGAGUCAUGAGCGACACCCUUAGACCUCCUUCGCUGCAGGUGAGCGUGCCAGAAGACGCUCCUGCAUACUCGGAUGGAGGAUGCUACGCCGUGUCAGAUGGCUCUGUGCAAUCCAGCUCCUCAACUCCAACUCUCCGCCGCAAGCGCUUCAAGAUGCGGCGCAUGAGGAACGUGCCCAGUGAGAGGGACAUCGAAAGAGGAAGACUGACCGCCGGUCGCCUCACAGUCAGAUCUCGCUCCAGCUCCAAGGAGUACCUCCAGUUGCCUUCCAUUGAGAUCACGCCAUCCAGUGAUGAAGACGCCCCUUCCUCCUGGUCGAGCUGCUCCACGCCCAGCGCGUCGCCCCGCCGCAAGCGUUUCCUGUUGAGGAAGUGGCUGAAGGUCAGGGAGAAGAAGGAACAAGCCAGUGAGAGCAGCAGCCAGCAGAGCAGUCAGCAAAGCAGCCAGCAGAGCAGCCAUGAAGAUGAUGGCACUCGCUUCUUGACUCCAUUAAUCCGAGAGGAGAGGUCUGACAGUGCAGCGGACAAAAUCAGCACUGCCAGUAACUCAAACAAGAGCACACCCGCCUGCUCACCAGUCCUGCGUAAACGCUCGCGCUCUCCCACACCACAGAGCCAGGAGGGUGAGAACAUGGUGGAGAAGGGUUCAGACCACUCCUCUGAUAAGUCCCCCUCCACGCCUGAGCAGGUUGUCCAGAGAACAUAUUCCCUGCAGUCAGCACGAAGCGGGGGAAAGAACUCCAAGUCUCACAAGCGACUUUCCAAAUAUGACAGACUAAACCUGAUUAAAAAGAGCCAAAGCUGGUACAACCAUGAAAGACAACACAUCCUGAGAGUGCUGAGCCCGACAUACAAACAGCGCAAUGAGGACUUUAGGAAACUCUUCAAGCAGCUCCCUGACACAGAGAGACUCAUUGUGGACUACUCCUGUGCUCUUCAGCGGGACAUCCUCCUGCAGGGACGACUCUACCUCUCUGAGAACUGGAUCUGUUUCUAUAGCAACAUCUUCCGCUGGGAAACACUGCUGACAGUGCGGCUAAAAGACAUCUGCUCGAUGACGAAAGAGAAGACCGCUCGCCUCAUUCCCAAUGCUAUCCAGGUCUGCACAGACACUGAGAAGCACUUCUUCACCUCGUUCGGAGCACGGGACAGGACGUACAUGAUGAUGUUCAGACUGUGGCAGAAUGCGCUGCUUGACAAGCCCUUGUGCCCCAAAGAACUGUGGCACUUUGUUCAUCAGUGCUAUGGCAACGAGCUCGGCCUAACCAGUGACGAUGAGGACUAUGUUCCCCCUGAUGAUGACUUCAACACCAUGGGGUUCAGUGAAGAGAUUCCCAAUGAGGAGAAUGAGAUUAACAAUGACAACUUGUCAAAGAGCAGCGCAGAGGCCAAGCCUGAGGGGAGCCCUCCUCCGAUACACAAGAAGGUCAUCCCAAACAGCACCAUCCCCAGCCCUGGCAACCAUGACACACCCAUCACAUUUGAGCUCCCAGCGGAGGAAUAUGCCGACUGCCUUCCAGACGGCGAGCUGCUGGCUGUGCCUCUGUUGGUGGAGGACAAGAACGAGACCAGCGGGCCUGGUGGUCCUGUCCCCUCACCGUCACUGGACUUCAACGACAACGAAGACAUCCCCACCGAGCUCAGUGACUCCUCAGAAACACACGAUGAAGGUGAGGUACAGGCCUUCCAUGAGGAUCUGAACGGCAGACAGUACAUCAACGAGAUCUACAAGUUCAGCGUAGACAAACUGUAUGACAUCCUCUUCACAGAGUCUCAGUUCAUGAGUGAUUUCAUGGAACAGCGGCGAUUCUCAGAUGUGGUGUACCAUCCCUGGAAGAAAGAGGAGGCUGGGAAUCAGACCAGGGAGAUCCUGUACACCAUCUCUCUAUCCAACCCCUUGGCCCCUAAAACAGCUACAGUCACUGAGACACAGACUCUGUACAAAGCCAGUCAGGAGAGCGAGUGCUACAUCAUCGACGCUGAGGUCAUCACACAUGACGUGCCCUACCACGAUUACUUCUACACGCUCAACCGUUACAUGCUCACAAGGGUGGCCAAGAACAAGUGUCGGUUACGAGUAUCAACAGAGCUGCGUUACAGGAAGCAGCCAUGGGGCCUGGUGAAAGGUUUCAUAGAGAAGAACUUCUGGAGUGGACUAGAAGAGAACUUCCGUCAUCUCGAGCUGGAGUUGUCCAAGCUGGAGGAAAUACUGACUGAGUCCCACCAGCUGUCUCCAAAGGCCAAGGUGGUGAAGAACUCCUCCGUGAGGCGAAAGAAGAGGCCGCUGCCCCACAUGCGCAGCCAGCAUCUGGACGAGGCCCUCAGCCCCGUUACCACGCCGACCGACGAGGAGGUGAUUCAGAGGAUCAAACAAGUGGCGGGCUCCACGCAGACCAGACACCAGAGUCCAGAACACCACCACCACCUGCCCGGAGGCAUGGCUCUGUACAGCGUCUCCAAACUGCUGCUCAUCAUCAGCUUUGUUCUCAUCCUGCUGGUGUUCCUCAACAUGAUGCUUUUCUAUAAGCUGUGGAUGCUGGAGUACUCUGCACAGUCUUUAACAACCUGGCAAGGUCUGCGGCUUCAUGAAAGUAAACUGCCUCAGACGCAGAUGGAGUGGGCCCAGCUCCUGGAGGCGCAGCAGCGUUACCAUGACGCCGAGCUGCAGAAGUGGAGGGAGAUUAUCAAGUCGUCGGUAGUGCUGCUAGACCAGAUGAAAGACUCUUUAUUGAACCUCCAGCGAGGCAUUGGUUUAAGGGACUACAGCUCAGAGACUGAGGAGAAGAGAAGUCGCUAUCACUGACACACCACCAUAAGGCCAUGAGGGCAUGCUGUGCAAUAUAGGACCUGUUUUGUUUGUGAACCAGUUUGCAGGCAGCAGCAGGAAAGAGGGAGGACAGAGGGGGAGGUGGGGCCAGCGGUGAGCGGGUCCAAAGACUACAAAGAGAGGAACAGUCGUCUCCAGCGCACACAAGUUUUAAAAAACCCCCGGAGGAGGAAAUCACGGAUAGAAAAGUGCCCCAAACGCACACAGGAACUGACGCAUCCCCAACAUCACUGAGGCAUUGUGGGAAGGUGUGAGGCUUGCCCCUUCUUUUCACCUGUGGGAUAACUGUUUCCUUCUACUCUCUUUAUUUCCAAGUGCAUCCUACUGUAAGCCAUGUCAACCAGGAGAGUGGCAGAGAGAAAGAAGGAAAACUACUGCAUGCAUUUAGACAACCUAGCUCCCCUCAGUCAGUGUUAGUGUGGUCCAGUUCCAGUCUAUGUGUGUUAAAAAAAAGAAGAACAGAAGAAGAGGAGAGAUUGAGUCAAACGCAGGGGGGGGGUUCCUUUCGAGUCUUACUGGCUUUUUACACUCUCUCGACUGUUCCAACCAAUCAUCCCCGAGAGGCCCUCGCUGCAGCGUCCCUUAUAAUGAACCUCCAGGUGAUCAGAGGACAGUUUGGUUCCACAGAAGAAACAUUGUAGCUGGGAGAUCAGCUUCUCUGAUCCGUCCCUCUUGCCUUGUUUCAGUCUGGCCUGUAUUGUUCCUGUCAGGGCUGGUUCCCUGUCGGACCGUCGUGUUGAAUGGUUUCAAAGUAGAAUCUAAAGACUGAUAAGACCUCAGCCCGUCUCUUUAACAUUAGACACAGCUCCCAUGACCACAUGCUCCUGCCACAGUGUUCGCUACCUUACGUUGCAUUAUUUCUCAUCCUUCUGAUGAAGUCGAAUGUAUUAGUCUGGAAAAAAAGGCUGGACUUUGAUCACAACUUAUUAAUCUUCGAAGCGGGGACGCUGCAGCCAGACCCGUUGGGAGACCUGUAUUCUUACAUGUUUUAUUACUAAACUGUGAUUAUAUCUCUUUAAAGAUGUUUCAAAUUGGAAAGAAUUCUAUGAAUAUAUUUGAAAUAUAUAAGAAUAUUUCAUUAUUUAAUAUAUAUAUAUUUCAAAAUAUAUAAACAUUACCUAUAUUUAUUGUUAAUUUAUGUACAUACAGAAAUUAUCAGAGCUCUAGACCAGUUAAAGAAUUUCUAACAAAAAGUGUUUUCUUCUAAAAAUGCAUGCCAGAUAUGUCUGUGACAUGUCCAGUGUGCAAGUAUGAUUCUGCAUUCGCGCGAUUAUAUUCGCGCAUGUGUGUGUGAGUGUGUGUGUGUGUGUGUGUGUGUGUGAGAGUGAGAGUGAGUGAGUGUGUGCGUGUGAGCACACGUGUGUGCUGGAAAGUGACAUUUUUACCAUUCCACACAUGUAUGUUUCAUAUGUUUUUCUUUCUUUUCUGGCUUCUGCAGCCAGACUGCCUUUUUUAAAAUGCUAAUGCGUUUGGAUGCCGCCUUGCAUUAGUCCCACCAGGGUACAGUUUACAGUCGAAGAGUUUUGUUCCAAAAUGAUGUAUCCAACAUUUGAAAACAAAGUUCCAGCUUCUACUUUUACUCAGUAAUUGAUUGCUUAAAUGAAUGUCACACACUUGACUCAUCCUUAGUAGAUCCAAUCCAUGUGAGGAAGACGAGAGAUCAUCAGACUGCAUACUGAACAGGGUGAUGUUUCUCUUGUAAAUGGAUAUAUAACAUUUUGGAGGUGAACCCUUCAUCUGCCCUCUGUGAGCAAAUCUUCUGUUCAUGUCACCAUUAGUGGCUUGACCGGUAUUUGCUACAAAAGGAACAGAUUGACCUUUUGAGAAAUCCGCUUGUUUGCUUUCUUACUGAAAGUUAGGUGAGAAGAUUGACACCACUUUUAUGUUUUUACUUUAAACGCAAAGCUGCAGCCAACAAGCUGUUCUAUGUGGUCUUAACGUUGAGCUCACAUCUCCUGGCCAGCAGCCACUUAGCUUAUCAUAGCAGGAGGACAAGAAACUGAGGGCAACUUGUUUCCAUAUUUCUCUAAAUUUAACUUUAGCUUCAUGAUUAGCAUGCAGAUAUGAGAGUGAUCUUUUCAGCUAGAUCACAGCAAAAGCAAAUGAGCUCAUAUCUCAAAACAUCAAUCACUUCCUUUAAAAACAUCUACUUCAACCCAAAUGAUCAUUUCCCUUUCCACAUUUCAAGUGUCUGUCUUGGAUGCAAUGAAAGCAUGAGAAUUACCUUAACUAAAUUGAACCAAAAGAAAGAAGUAGAAAUGUACCUUCACAAAUGAUCAUGUUGUUUUAAAUGAAGUAUUUAUCAUGUAUGUCAUGUAUUAUAUAUAUACUGGAUUAGGUGCAGUAAAGAGCAUCUCUUAAGAGUUUGUCAGCUGAGGUCCCUUACAGCUGACAGACUUCAGCAACAGAAGCACUUCCAAAACAAGAAAAAAAAACUUCUUUGUGUAAUAAUAAAAGAAGAAAGUGAAGCACUUUAAAGCCUUUUGAGGUAACGAAUGAAAGAAGGAAAGAAAGAAAAGUGGCAGCAGUUUAGUUUGGAGGUGAAUGCAGGGCUGAGGAAAUAGUUUUCAUUUUUAGAUAUAUUUUAGAAUUGAACAGCCACAUUGUUGAUUUUUCUCAGUUGAAUCUGGUUACUAUUCAAAAAAAAACAAACUGCGUCACUUUUGCCCAAAUACAACUGAGAUAAAUGUGAAUCUUCCACAACACAUCCCAAACAAAGCAGCUCUGAACUGAGACUGACACACUCUCUUGUCUGUUUUGUGGACGAGGCAGGAACGAGUGAUUUUUAUGAGGGAAAAGGUAUCUUUACUGUGUGCCUGCAUGGCGUGUUACUGACUGACAUAUUGUAAACAGCAGGAGAGCUUCCUGACUGGAUCCCUGCUGUGUGUGCGCACAUAUACUACAUUUGAAGAAGGCACUGAGUAACGAUAGCACACGGAAACCUUAAGACCUGAAUGUGAGUGGUUAGCAAUGUUUUCUGAAGUUAGGCUUCAUGUAUACGACGAUGCAGGAAUGUCAUCUGUAUGAAAAUGUGACUGAAAUGCUUUAAUGGUUUGAUUUAAGUGGAUUUUUUUUCUUUUUUUUCUUCAGAAAUGACAAACAUCCUCCAAGUGUUUUGAAGGAAAUGUGGUAAAUGCUUGAUUGAGGCAGUUUUUCUGGCACUGACGUUAUUAUUUUCACUGUCAAGACUAAGGGAAGCAGUUAAUGAUGACCGGCUAAUCUUUAUCUUCUGUAAAAACACACUCCUUUCUCCAAAUUAGAUGCUCAUUCAGGCUUAAAAGGAUGCAGCACACCUGAUUUUAUUUUCACAAAGCUCCACAAUUAUACAAAUUUGGUUUACGUUUUUAACCUUCAGUUCAUGUUUCUCAUUCUGGCCAACACAUUUGACGUAAACAAACUGAACUCCUGUUGUUUUUUUUUCUUUUUGUUCCCUUUCAGUCUUUCUUUUCUAGCGUGCACUCACACAGUUAAUCUGUGUCACAUGAAUGAUUGUAUGAUUGCUAUCGCUGCACAGCUGUAGAACCGAGGCCACCAGAGAGUUUAGGACGCCACCGUUCUUUGUCGCUCACAGCUGAUGGGUUGCGUUGGCUGUGUCCAUCGGUGUCACAGAGCAGCGCCGCCCAUGCAGCCCCGUACUAACCAGCAGCCUUGGUUAACGCACGAUAGGACUCACACACAACCUCCUGAAAACAACCGCUGAUCAAACUCAUAGCAAAUGCUCUUCUUCAAGUGUGUCUUGAUUAAACAAAAUGUACUGCUGUAGUUCUGUUCAACAACAAUUCUACUGUAUGUUUUUUUUGUUGUUUUUUUUUUUAGAAAAUGAUUUGAUCUCUAGACUUAUAGUGAAAUUUAUACAUGAGAUAAAUAUACUGUAAGCAUAUGUUGUGUAUAUCUGCAGUGUGCACACACACACACACUGACAAAAGAACCCAGCCUGCGCUGCGCGUAGGUGUUGACUUGCCGAUGACUUUGCCUCAUAGAGACUGAAGAUAAAAGUGGCUUUCUGGUUCAUGUGAAGUAGAGAUUGGAAGUAUGAAUAAAACAAAAAAAUAAUACUAAACAAA